Protopterus annectens (West African lungfish) is the source of this 1899-nucleotide messenger RNA. It is a transcript of the gene SYNDIG1, whose product is annotated as synapse differentiation inducing 1. The record is from RefSeq and is a predicted model, not a curated record. Bases 711 to 1487 code for a protein of 258 amino acids. Lineage: Eukaryota; Metazoa; Chordata; Ceratodontiformes; Protopteridae. The transcript has 5 exons. Gene Ontology annotation, biological process: synaptic vesicle clustering; positive regulation of synapse assembly. Gene Ontology annotation, cellular component: excitatory synapse; synaptic vesicle membrane; postsynaptic density membrane.
UUUCAACUGUUACGGAUAGUAGAAAAGGAACGAAUUUAGCCUAGUAACGGCCUACCGUCUUUAGGACCCAGAAGGAACCACCCCUCAGCCAUAAAUGACUGUCAGGAGAACAGUCAAUAUUCUGCUAGCCCACCUUCAGCAUUGCUAGUAUUUCCUGCUAAACAAUCCUUAAUGCGUAAAGGCGAUUUUUGCACUGCAAGACAAGAAAGCAGCUAAAAGUUAAAAGGUCGAGAUACAAAAAUAUAGGCUUCAGCAUACAAUGUAAUACAAUGACUACAUAGUAACCUAGCCGACUGCUGCUCCUAUCAAAGACGUGCCUGUGCUGCUAGGAUGUUGUAAGGAAUGUGAUGGAGAGGAAUCCAGGCAAUGACUGCUUCUUAGCAAAAGCAUAACUCUACUGCAAUAUAUGCAUGCUUUCACAUGCAAACCCGUACAGAUGUGGCCAUAGCAGUAGAAUCACUUGGAGUUUUCUUAGAACGUCCCUGGGCAGUGGGCUAUUUCACCUUGUGAGGUGAUAGUAAGAUGUGGAGAGUUCCCAUUCUGGAGACGUCUACAGUUAGCAAGACAGAGCUCCUAGACACAUUACAACAUCUUGGAGGCAAUUGAGAAUGUGUUUUAAAAGCAAUACAUUGAAGGAUGUUGGAGGAACAGUUAGACUAAUGUGAUCAUCAUAUUAAUCUGCUGGUCAGUAACAGCACGGAAGAAACAAGAUGGAAGCCAUAACUGAACAGCAUUGUGUUCUGGCACCCAAUAAAACUACAGAACCUGGGAAAAAGAAUGGUUUGAUAAAUACAAGGAACCUUAUAACAGACAAAAAGGAUGGUCUGCUAUCUGUGUACUCAGCACCUCAGUACCAAGGACACAUAGUUACAAAUCUUUCACCCAAAAGCUGUAUAGAAAAUGGUACAAAUGAUGCGGUACAACAACUGCUUGACCCCAGCACACUCCAGCAGACAGUGGAAUCUCAUUACCGUCCAAAUAUCAUCUUGUAUUCUGAAAACCUAUUACGAUCCUGGAGUGAGAAUCUCAGUUCUGACUGCUGUGAAACAACAUUUAUUGAAGAUAGGUCACCCACCAAAGAUGGUUUUGACUACCCAGAUAGCAACUUUGCUGACCUGUCAGCUGAUGAUAUCAAAAUCCGUACCCUGUCAUAUGAUGUGGAUGAAGAAGAUGAUUUUCAAGAGUUAGAGAGUGACUACUCCACUGACACAGAAAGUGAAGACAAUUUUCUUAUGAUGCCACCCAGGGAUCACCUAGGACUCAGUGUCUUUUCUAUGCUGUGUUGUUUUUGGCCUCUUGGAAUUGCAGCCUUCUACUUAUCACAUGAGACCAAUAAGGCCGUGGCUAAAGGAGAUUUUCAUCAAGCAAGUUCGAGCUCCAGAAGAGCCUUGUUCCUCGCUGUCUUAUCAGUUACCAUAGGAACUGGGAUUUAUGUGGGUGUGGCAGUGGCACUUAUAGCCUACCUUUCAAAAAACAAUCAUUUUUGAGCCUGAGAACUUGAAGAAUUCUUUUUAAUAUAGAGAUAAGAUGUUUCUAGAACUGUACAAAAGCACUCCCAAAGGAUAUGACUAGAUAAGUUGGGAAUGAGCCGAAGACACUACACCAAUAAGACUUUAAUGGAAUCAUAAUCAGGAUUUCUUAAAAGUGGAAGAUAGCCACCGUAAUAGCAAAUUAAUUUUAGUUUAUUCAUUGUAGAGUAUUUUUUGCAGCAAUACAACAUUGUAUUUUCAAUAGAAAAGCAUAUAUGCUGCUCUGAAAAAAAAAGUUUAGUAAAAAAAACAAGUUAUGACUGUUCAAAUGCAUGCUAUGGCAAUAGCUAUAGUUUUUUUUAUGUAGGUUUAUUUUAGGCUUCUAAAACAGUGUAGCGGUAUUAAUAAAACUGCUUUGGAUUUAACACUA